Messenger RNA from Pseudopodoces humilis (Tibetan ground-tit), 2831 nucleotides. RefSeq names its product fetuin B (gene FETUB). Gene Ontology annotation, molecular function: metalloendopeptidase inhibitor activity; cysteine-type endopeptidase inhibitor activity. Gene Ontology annotation, cellular component: extracellular region. The record is from RefSeq and is a predicted model, not a curated record. Gene Ontology annotation, biological process: negative regulation of endopeptidase activity; binding of sperm to zona pellucida. Lineage: Eukaryota; Metazoa; Chordata; Aves; Passeriformes; Paridae.
AUCUCACUCAGGUCUCAGCCCCUCCAUCCUGACUGACCACUCCGAUCUGCAGCACUAGCUCUGUAAGCAGAAUGGUUUGGCUUGUUUGGAUGCUCUUUGGCAUCCAGGUGCUUUGCUCCUGCAUUGCUGCCCCUCCGGCCCAAGGAGCAGGGGUUGCCCUGCUCUCCCCCCGCUGCGAUGAUGCUGCAGUGGAGGAGGCUGCAGACCUGGCUCUUCGCCAGAUCAAUGCUGACCGAGAAGAGGGCUACAUACUCAGCCUCUACAGAAUUGUCAGCGUCCGAGAACAGCCGCAGGAGACCACUGGUUCUGUCUACUAUCUUAUCUUGGAUGUAGUAGAUACUGAAUGCCAUGUACUCAGCAAAAAGUUGUGGAAGGACUGUGACACCAGAUCUGCUCAUUCAACUGUUUACGGUCAAUGCAAAGCAAUUAUUUAUAUUAAUCAGGCAAGAAAUAUUGCUCAUCUGAAUUCUUAUGAGUGCACUUUACAACCAGUUCUACCCAGAUAUAUUUCGUCAGUAUGUCCCGACUGCCCACUUGAUGAUUCCCCAACCAAACCUCAAUACUUGGAUGCUGCUGUUCAAUGCCUUGACAAGUUCAAUAGACAGAGUGAACAAGCUCAUUACUUCUCUGUCCUCAGUGUCACAAGAGCUUCAAUGCAGUGGAUCAUUGGUCCUGCAUAUUUUGUGGAGUUUUUAAUUCAGGAGACCUCUUGCUCCAAAGAUGUCAAGGAUGCUGACAUCUCGAUGUGUGAGCCACUUCCACCGGAAGUAGCUAAAAUCGGUUUCUGCAAAGGCUCUGUAGUAAACAGUCAUGUGAAUCCAUCUGUCACUGUAUCCUGUGAAAUCUACGGUCAGCAGGAUCCUGCCACUGAAGAGGAAAACCAGGAAGCUAAUCAGACACCUGGAAAAUCCAGGCAGGAUCAACAGGCUUCAGAUGCCAAUCUUUUCUCCCCACCCCUGGAAAAAACAGUGGGCUGGGUUAAAAUUCUACCCCCUUCAGAUGAGGACAUCACUUUCUAUAGCCUACAAGAAAGUCAAAAUGAACAUAAAGACAGAAAGCCAGCUCUUCCUAAGGAUGCAGGAUCUGCCCACAGCCUUGAUGAAGAAAAGGCUCAAGUAAACAAACCAGACUUGAGCAAACCAGUCACUAGACCAGUUAUUCUCCCUUUUCCUGAAGAACCUUCUCUGUCAGAUUCAUGUCCAGGAGAAGCAAAGCAGGUGGAAGGCAUCCUCCAUCCUUUGAUAACUAGAAGGCCUCCCAGAGUCUAGCCAGCACCCAAGUAGCACAGUGAUCUGCAACAAAAUAACAGCCCAAAUAGCAACAUAGUUCUCAAUUUGUGUAACACCUUCAAAUAAAUAAAUUGUUAAUUACAGUCUUCAUCUUUGGCAUUCUCACUUUUAUAAAAGCACAAGAACAGAUUGGGACAAGAAGUUUAACUGGGGCAUUUUCCAACAAAAGUAUUUGGCUUUGAAUUCUCAAAAUUUGCUCCAUCAGGCAAAGCACGAAGGAAAGGUAACUGUGGAAGAUAAAAGAACUUGCAGGGCUUGGACAGCCAAAAGACAUUGGAAAAAAUAUCCUUGGUAGCAAAAUCUGUCAGGGCUCAGUUCAGGGUGGCUGCUUCCCAAGGGACGGGGAGAUGGAGCCAAGUGUGACAACCAGGCUGGCGGGGCAGGAGCCUGUCCAGCGGUGCCUGAGAGAGGCGAGCAGGGCACACCCAGGGAUGGAAGUCAGGUUAUAGGAAGGAGCCAGCUCACUGCAUAAGUUCAGGGGCAGAGAGGCAGGUCUGAGAUCAGGCCAUAAAUGUGAGUUAGCAAGGCAUGGUCAGGGGCUGGUGUGGUUAUAGUAGCCAGUCAGCCCAGCAGUGUCCCAGCAAGUCUGCAGUGACCAGGCAGGUGUGAGAUACACAGGGCUGCAGGUCUGAAACUGGAUCUGCAUCUGCAGCGUUUGGGGCCAGGCACAGGCAGGGCUGUGAUGCUGCAGGAGCUGGAGCUCGGGCAGGGCUCCCAGCACUGUAGCCUUGGCUUAAAGCAGCCCCUGUGGCCUGGCCCCAGCACUGCCCACAGCCUGUCCCCAAGGUCACCAAGGAACAGACUGUCCCCAAGGUCACAAAGGAACAGCCCCAGUGUGCUGAGCCUGGCACCCAGCACCAAACCCUCUUGGAGCAGGGAUGCUCUCAGGGCCUUAGAGUGCCCCAGCAUGUGACAGGGCAUGAACAGGGAACAGCACUUCAGCACUGGGUAGCAUUAAGAGCUAGUGAGGUUUUGGUAUUAUGUGGGUAAACUUCUUAAUUAUAAUGUGAAGAGCUUAGCCCAUUUUUUUAUUUCCCAUAGCAAAUCUGAAGAAAGAUUUUUUCUUAAUGCUUUAUACCUCACUUAAAGCAUGUGGAUGAGCCUACACAUGUGUGAAGCCUCUGCACAUAAUUCUGGCUGGUAAAGAAUCAAAUCCAGACUAUUGAGACUGUUAUGCUCUAGUGAUGCUGCUGUGCAGGAAAAACAAUGAUUUAAAAAAUCAGCCUAAUUCUUUCUUGAGAUAGGUCACAUUAACUGCUCUAUAAUAAAAGACACAGGAACACUUGACAGCCUGCAGCCAAGAAAAAUCAAUUUCACUGAAGUCAGACAUGGUACUUGUACUGACAAAAACAAAUAUAAAUAAAUGAGAAGACCAGAAGAAAAAGAAUAAAGAUAGGAAAGAAAUGUCAUUUGGGGCCAGGAGUACACUGAUAUUUGCAAUAAUUAAGAGGUUUCUAUGAGACUAUAAAGCCUUUUUCCAGUUGCCACCAGAUCUGUAAAACCGUUUGUUCAAAACAAAAUCAAUAAAAUAUUAUUUCUGAA